Messenger RNA from Rhododendron vialii, 2216 nucleotides. RefSeq names its product transcription factor bHLH123. The record is from RefSeq and is a predicted model, not a curated record. Gene Ontology annotation, biological process: regulation of transcription by RNA polymerase II. Gene Ontology annotation, cellular component: nucleus. Gene Ontology annotation, molecular function: DNA-binding transcription factor activity, RNA polymerase II-specific; RNA polymerase II cis-regulatory region sequence-specific DNA binding; protein dimerization activity. The transcript has 7 exons. The coding region runs from base 272 to 1411 and encodes 379 amino acids. NCBI's taxonomy places the organism in Eukaryota, Viridiplantae, Streptophyta, Magnoliopsida, Ericales, Ericaceae.
CAUAUGAAACCAAGCCACAAGAAUAAAGAGAGCCUCAGAGGUGCCAAAGAAGAAUCUCAAGACAAAAACCACACAGAAAGAGAGAGAGAGAGAGAGAGAGAGAGAGAGAGAGAGAGAGAGGGGGGGAGGGAGAGAGAGAGAGAGAGAGGGAGAGCGAGAGAGAGAGAGAAAGAGAGAGAGAGAGAGAGAGAGAGAGAGAGAGAGAGAGAGAGAGAGAGAAGAAAAAUCAACAUCUGAUCUUAUAAAAGGAAGAAGUUCAACUUUUCUAGCUAUGGCUGAUGAGUUUCCCAUAGGUGGUGGAAACUGGUGGGAGUCGUCGAGAAACCGGUUCGAAAGCGGGUCGUCGGCGUCGUCCUCGGCGCCCCUCACUAGUAACUUGUUGGUCGAUCCGAACUUACAAAUGAUGGAUUUAAGCCUUUCUUCUCAAGCCAUGGAUUGGAACCAACCCUUGCUCCGUGGUGGGAAAGCUGAGACCAGUUUCCGAUCAGCAAUUCAAGAAGACUUGAACACGAGUGCGAGUUUUCGGUCAGAAAUCGGGAUGGAGUCCCCGGCGAACGAGUACAAGCAAAUCAACCGCGGUUUCUUACUGGAUCAGCCGCAGUUGAUGGAUCAAGCGGCUUACGGCAGCCCAUCAACGCUACUACAAGGGCUAUUGUCAACCGACCAUAAUCAGCAACAAGUGCAGCAACAGUCUGGUUUCGAUAAUCAGCCGAUGAACUAUCCGUAUCCAGCGAGUUAUGGGAUGAGCUCCGGUGAAGUACUGUUGCCGAAUUCUUGGUCUAAAUUUCCUAAUUUCCUAAGACCUAAUUCGCCUCCGAAACAACACCAAGCUCCCCCGAGCCAGCUGCAGUUUUCCAACAGCGGCCAGUUUUGGAACGCUAGCACUACUGAUGUCCGAUCAAGCUUUUUUCCAUCGUUGCAGUCUCAGUUUCCUCCACCGAGUUUCGAUGAGAAACCUAAGCAGAGCUGUACAUCUGAGGUUAAGGAGUGUAGCACAGUGGGGAAGAAAAGUAGUGGUAGUGAAGCAUCCAGCAAAAGGUCCCGGAGCGAAGCACCGGCACCUUUGCCACCUUUUAAGGUUAGGAAAGAGAAGAUGGGGGACAAAAUCACAGCUCUCCAACAACUGGUUUCGCCUUUCGGAAAGACUGAUACAGCUUCGGUGCUCUCAGAAGCAAUUGAAUACAUUAAGUUCCUCCAUGAACAAGUUAAUGUUUUAAGUACCCCAUACAUGAAAAGUGGAGCUUCCAUGCAACUCCAGCAGAAUCCUGGUAAAUCAAAGGAAGAUGAAGGACCGAAGCAAGAUCUCAGAAGUAGAGGGCUAUGUUUGGUGCCAGUUUCGAGCACCUACCCCGUUACUCACGAGACAACGGUCGAUUUUUGGACCCCAACAUUUGGAGGAACCUACAGAUAAAGAGGUAUCAAUAGAAGCCAUCAACAUAAGGGCAUGGGACCGAUUCGCGACCCCUGCAACUAGUAAAUAAGUUGGGGAACGAUAAAGAUCGAUAAAAGUGAAGAAGGGAACACCGACAUGGGGCCCAUACGACCGUGCUUUGGAAUUCGCGCUUCUUGCGAUUCUGGUUGCAUCAGCCGACGGGAAGAAAUGAAAAUAUACAGAAUUUCAGAACUGGGAAUCAGUAGCGGAUGGAAGAGGAAAAUAAGAUGAUGGAGAAAGAAAAGGAAAUGACCCUAUAAAGGGCAGAGGAGGAUUGCUGGGCCAGCUGCAAGCAAAAUGAUGGCUUUGGAAGAUAUUAGGGACUAGUGGACUCGAAUGUUUAGUCUUGUAAAAAUUGAAGAAUCAUGUUGAAAGAUUGGGGUUAGGGAUGAGAAUAUAUAGGUGUAUCUAGUAUGAGAGAAAAGACUUGUACUAGUUCAGGGGAAAAGUAUUCGAUUUUAACGGGAUGAUUGUAACAUUUUCGGAGCCUCUACAGUCACAUACAGUGUAAGGUCUAUCACGGAACGUAUAGAGUCCGUACAAGUAGGUGACUCUAAAGGCUCCAGAAUUAUUAGUUCCCGAGCACUAAAUACCUUCUUCUUCUUCUUCUUUUUUUGUGUAAUUUACAAAAGAAUUAGUUGUAGUUGAAUUUAGCAGAGGCUAAAGGAGCUUUCAUUGUUGUAUCACUUCUUCUUUUCUUUUUUUUUGCAAAGGGCUGGCAGUGCCUUUAGUUUAAAGGAAACAAAAAAGAUGAUAAGAAAUGAAAAGGAAUAAUUCAAUUCCA